UUUUAAGAAAACAUUAACAAUGUAUCAGUUAUUACUCGUGUGCUUUAUACAUUUUUUUUUUAGUGUCGUAUUAUCGAAAAAUUCUGACAACAUUAUUAUUGUUUUUUCAUCUGGAGCUAUUACUGCCACGAAAGUACCGAAUGAAUUGAGGAUUUAUUAUAAUCAUCCUGACUUUGUUCAGGGAGAUAGUCUGAGAGUUUAUGAUGUCGAACCUAAAUCUUGGCGGGUGGCUAAACCUAGAUUUGUUAUGCAGUUAGAAGGAGUCAGUGCAUUUGUGAAAACUGGUCUUAGGGCACCCCCGCCUUUUGGGAUGGAUAAAUAUUAUGCAAUGAUCAUCCGCAACGAUACGUCUCUAAAACGUUACAGUGACCCCGGCCGAUUUCACUGGAUGGAAGAUCGUAAAUCAUUACUCGAAAAUUUGAGUUUGCCCCAGCUUUUCAUACCAGGAACCCACGACUCUGGAUCCUACCAACGCCCCGGUAAAGAUGGAAUUGUAAAAAAUCUGACUGCAAACUGGGCCAUUUGCCAGGACACAUCCAUCUUCGAGCAAUUAGAAUCAGGCGUUCGAUUCCUGGAUAUACGACCAGCGUGCACCAAGAUUCUCGGCCCCUGUAGCACCUAUUACGUUAAUCAUGGACCCGUAAAGAUGGUACCGAUGAGCCAAGUGAUCCAUGAUAUCGAUCUAUUUUUAAAUAUCACGAAAGAAAUAGUGAUCUUUUCCGUAAAACAAUUCCCCAGUGGAUUCGACAAUGAGAACGAUCAUCGACAUUUCAUGCACUACUUGAAAAAGAAAUUGAGUCAUCAUAUUUACCAACAUUCGAGUGCCAAGAGGGGAUGGGCAACACCGUUGAGCAAGUAUUGGUUGAAAAAUAAAAGACUUAUAAUAUCUUACACCUCUAUGGAUUAUUUGGACUCAGCAACUUUCUGGCCUGGGAUAGAACAGCGAUGGUGUAACUGCCGAGAAUUUCCAACUCUCCACGACUUCCUUCGGUCUCCAGCUAAAUGGAACUCAACGGUAGUCCCCGUAGCAGACAUGGCUGAAUUAACUCAUAAUGUGGGGAGCGUCGUGACGGAUCUCACACCGUUGACAGACAAUAGUAUACGUGCCUGGGCUGAUGAAGCUGGGGGAUUCAUUCCGAAAUGGUAUCAUGAGGAAUUUAAUUCAUCCGCGAAUAUUGUUGCAGUCGAUUUUCUGCAUGCCAGUGGUAUCGUAGAUCUUGCUAUCUGGUGGAAUGAAAAACGGGCCCAAUGGUCUCGAUAGGGACUCACCCCACGCCGAGAAAUAUCGAAUAAAAAACUGCACAACCCAAUUUCCUUUAUAGAUUUCAGACUAGUGUAGACCCUAGACUCUGUACCAUCCACUUUAGCUGAAAGAAAUAUUCAAAAAAAAAUUUACCAUCUCACUGAUUUUUAUUCGUUACGUUUAACCCCUUCACUGCUGGAAUAAUGAAAUACGUAGAAAAAUAUUCUCUGGAUUUAAAAAAAGAUUUUUAAAAAAUUCCACAAACAUUCUUCGCUUCAGGUUUACAUAUUUCCAUAUUCAUUUCGUCUUUGCUGAAGCCACUUCAUUUACAUGGACCUUAGGUUCCGCGAUUAUUAUCUUACUAUUACCAAUUCUGUAAUUAACUUUGAAGUGAUGUAUGGUUACUUGCAACUCUCCAUUGCACAAACAAAAAAAAACGACGACACUUAGAAGGAUGAGCAAUAUGAGCAAUACGGUUUUUUUUUAUAGACUUGUAUUGUUUGUUUAUGGAUGAGAUGAGUCUUUUGUGAUGAGGAUGGAGAUCUCUUUCUGUCCCUGGGUAAUCGAGGCGAGGGUCGAGUAAUAUUGUUUGCAUAGAACUGUUUUCUUCAGUAAAUAAUAGUAGUUUGAUUAAAGUGAAUCAUCCCAAGUGUC
Molecule: messenger RNA, 1897 nt
Organism: Fopius arisanus
Lineage: Eukaryota; Metazoa; Arthropoda; Insecta; Hymenoptera; Braconidae
Product: PI-PLC X domain-containing protein 2
Exons: 5
Coding region: 20-1261 (413 amino acids)
Biological process (GO): lipid metabolic process
Molecular function (GO): phosphoric diester hydrolase activity
Source: RefSeq, a predicted model, not a curated record